Molecule: messenger RNA, 1201 nt
Organism: Lagopus leucura (white-tailed ptarmigan)
Lineage: Eukaryota; Metazoa; Chordata; Aves; Galliformes; Phasianidae
Product: butyrophilin subfamily 3 member A1-like
Exons: 12
Coding region: 65-1201 (378 amino acids)
Molecular function (GO): protein binding
Source: RefSeq, a predicted model, not a curated record
GUGGAUUUCAGUAAGGUGCAGCUGCAUUUGUGGAAAUCUAAAGCAGUACUAUUGAAAUGCAGGUAUGGAGCUGACAGCAGCCAUCUUCAUCUUGGUGUUGGCAUCUAGACUCCAGCCCACUGCAGGUGUUGGCCAUGAUCCAUUGCUUGUUGUGGACGAUUAUAAGGAUGGAGGCAUUCGACUCAAAUGUUUAUCUGAAAGGUUGUUUUCUGAAGCUCAACUGUUGUGGACAAACAGUAGAGGAGACAACAUCACAGGAACUCCUCUUUCUGCUGACACCAGCACUGCCACUGUCAGCAGCUCCAUCAUUCUCAAAGCAGGAUCUGGAAACUCUGCGUCCUGCAAAAUUAUAGAUAAACAACUGAAAACAUCAACAGAAUCUUCAGUUGCCAUUGCAGAUGCCUUCUUUCCUUCCACCUCCCCUUGGCUGGCGGCUUUUGUUGUGAUCCUGCUCCUGAGCAUAUUCCUGGUCCUCGCUGCAUUUUAUAAAAUCAGAAAUAACAACAAGGAAAUCACUCGUGCAGAAAAAGCACGAGAGCAAAUUCAACAAGACAUAGAUAAACUCAAACAGAAAUUGGAAGAGCAAAAGACAAGAUUUCAGAAGGAAAAUGAGGAUGCAAAGAAAAGAAUUGAAAACAUCCGGAAUGAACUCAAGUUCAGGAAAGCUCGUAGCAACGCAGUUAAUAUCACUUUGGAUCAGAAAUGCAGACACCCCAACCUCUGCAUUAGUAAUGACAACAGGAGGGUAAAGUCCUCAAACAAGACAGAGACAGCCCUCAAAGCGAUGGUGGUAGCUACUGAAGGUUUUCCAGGCGAAAAACAUUACUGGGAAGUGGAGGUGGGGAAUCAAUCACAAUGGGAGCUGGGAGUGGUGAGUGAGAAAAUUAGGAAUAUGAUACUGAACAGCACAGGGAAUUCAUUCCCAGAUAAUAAUUUAUUCAGUCUACAGUAUUCUCAGGGAAAAUACAUACUAACUGGUGGGGAGGAUGUAAGUGAUUGUAAACAGUGCAGUGUGGUGGGUGUUCUCCUGGAUGUGGAAAAUUCUGAGCUUUCGUUCUACAAUGUUGAAGAAAUGAGCCCUCUUGGGUCUGUCUACUUUGAGUUUACUGGGAAAAAAUAUCCAUUCUUCAGUCCAGACUCGAGUGGCAAGUGGCUGGGGGUACGACCUGUAAAACCACAGACCUACGACUCUCUUCCAUAG